Gamsiella multidivaricata is the source of this 1796-nucleotide messenger RNA. RefSeq names its product major facilitator superfamily domain-containing protein. Gene Ontology annotation, biological process: transmembrane transport. The transcript has 5 exons. NCBI's taxonomy places the organism in Eukaryota, Fungi, Mortierellomycota, Mortierellomycetes, Mortierellales, Mortierellaceae. Gene Ontology annotation, molecular function: transmembrane transporter activity. The coding region runs from base 71 to 1672 and encodes 533 amino acids. Gene Ontology annotation, cellular component: membrane. The record is from RefSeq and is a predicted model, not a curated record.
CUUGCUUGUUCUUAGACCCUUACACGUCUUUCUUUCUUUUCCUUAUAUUUACAAUAAUACACUCUACAUCAUGGAGAGCUCAUCCACGAUCGCUCCAAAGCUGCCGUGGUACCGCAGACUGGACCAGAGCAAGACUCUCCUCCUCGCCCUGGUCUCCAUGGCACAGAUGCUCGAUAUCAUCAAUGUUGCCAGUGUAACCAUCACUUUGCCAGACAUCAUGAGCCAGGUCGGAUACAAAGUCGACCAGCUGCAAUGGGUCACUUCCGCAUAUGCUCUGGCUUAUGGCGCCUUCCUUCUGAUCGGCGGUCGUUUAGGCGACCUGUUUGGUCACCGUCGCAUCUACAUUGCCGGAGUUACCUGGUUCUCGAUCUGGGCCGUCGUCAAUGGCUUCGCCAAAGACCCGAUCGUUAUGUCUGUCGGCCGUGCAUUGCAGGGCAUGGGCGCCGGAUUCACUGUACCAAGUGCAUUGGCCAUCUUGACUACUACUUAUCCUGUGGGACCUGAGCGCACAAAGGCCUUGGCUAUCUUUGGUGGCACGGGCGCAGUCGGAUCGGUUAUUGGGGUUCUCCUCGGCGGUAUCUUAGGCUCGACCAUUGGCUGGCGAUGGAUCUUUUAUAUCACUGCCAUUAUUGGGUUCAUAAUGACCUUCCUGGGUUUCGUUGUCAUUCCUGUCGAGCUGAGCCAGUCCAAGGCCACGGAUCGUCGCCUCGAUAUAAUUGGCAUCCUGUCCUUCACGCUCAGCAUUGUCGCCAUCAUAUACUACCUCAGUGAGGGUCCCUCUGCUGGCUGGGGCGUCGCCUCGACCCUAGCGCCCUUUAUCGUCGGUCUCGCGCUUUUGGUCGUCUUUAUUGUGGUUGAAACUAGGAUCAGCUACCCCAUCAUGCCCUUCCGUAUCUGGCGAUCGCGUCGUCUGAUUGCAUCCUGUGUUAUCAUCAUCUGCGUCUCUGCGUCCAUGAACGCCAUGAUCUUUUUCUCGUCCUUGGUCCUCCAGAACGUACUCGGCUACACCGCCCUGAAUACUUCUUUCGCUUACAUUGUCCAUGGUGUCGGUGCUAUCGCUGCCAUCAUUGCACUCACCAGGCUGGUGACUAUGGUCAGAACAAAGGUUAUUAUGAUAAUCGGCUGGUUCUUCUUGAUCGCCUCGGGUGUCCUUUGGGCCCAGAUCAAGGUCGACUCUUCGUAUUGGUCCAUCCCCUUUCCUUCCUUGAUCCUGAACUUCUUGGGUAUGGCCCCUAUCUGGCUCUGCUGCCAGAUCAACUCUGUCGCUGAUGCCAACGAUGAAGACCAGGGCGUUGUCGGCGCUGUGUACAAUGUCUCCCUUCAACUUGGCGCUCCCAUCGGUGUUGCUAUCUCCAACAUCAUCGCCAACGGCCGUAACCCCGCCACUGCUAUGGGGGCUGAACUCCUCCCUGGCUACCAAGCUGCGUUUUACACUGUCGCUGUUAUCGGAGGCAUAGGUCUCGUAUUUACUAUCCUCUUGGCGGCCAACAGCGAUCCCGCCAAGAUGUCCGAGCAGCCUGAGUCGUCCAUGGAGGACCUCAACAUUGAGCGUGGCAGUGAGAAUGUGGGUCAGCCGGGCCAGAUGGAUACCGCCCACAACAGCGAGAUCUUCGAGGUCAAGGACGGCAAGAGCCAAAUCUUGGAUGUCUCUGACGAAAAGACCGUCGCAUGAUUGCAUACGCUUUCCUGUAAUAUCAGCACAUAGGCUAGCUAUCACCAUUCCUAUCCAUUGUAACAAUAUCCACUAAUAUACAAAGUCGUCCAUGACAGCAUAAAGAUCAAGGAUUUUACUAUUA